Stylophora pistillata is the source of this 3304-nucleotide messenger RNA. RefSeq lists its product as uncharacterized. Gene Ontology annotation, biological process: rRNA processing. The record is from RefSeq and is a predicted model, not a curated record. Lineage: Eukaryota; Metazoa; Cnidaria; Anthozoa; Scleractinia; Pocilloporidae. Gene Ontology annotation, molecular function: nucleic acid binding; 3'-5' exonuclease activity. Gene Ontology annotation, cellular component: nucleus.
AUCUACAAAUUGACGCUAUCGUUGUUCAGGUCGCCACGUUUUAUAGCAGCCUUCAAGUCGCUAUAUCUCGGAGUUGGUAUUGUAACCUUAAUUUAAAACCCAAACAAGUCCAGUGUUUAGAAGCGAUGUAUUCGGGCAGAGAUGUUGUGGCCGUUUUACCGACGGGAUACGAUAAGCUGAACAUUUACAGCUGGACACGACGAUUGCCGUCUCAGGCUUAGAUUUCAAGAUGGCAGAGGUCGCGAACGAAUGCAAGAGCGAAAACUUAAAGCGAAAACGGAAACACAGCCGGAACCCGCAUUCAAAGGAUUGGAAUAAAAGGAGGAAACUCGAACCCAGCAAAAGAAACCGAGAUGCGAAGAAAACUCGGAUUAUCCAGCCUCAAUUGCCACAAACUGCCACAGAAAUAUCGUCCAACUGGAAGGCUUUACAUGCGUUGCUUGAGAAAGAGAAAAACACUAAGGAAACCACAGGAGAUCUAAAACAAAGACACAAGAAGAUGUUUAAAAGAACUCUGAAGCCAAAACCUAAAUUGGAUAACAUCGCAAGUUCAAAGGAAGUUUGGUUUGAUGAUGUGGAUCCAGAAGAUCUUGAGGAAAUUACUGGGAAAAAAACAAAGACUGAAACUGGAGAUGCAAAUGAUAUGCUAGUUACUGGCAGUCUGGAAGGGAUAACAAAAAGGAUUGCACUAGACUGUGAAAUGGUAGGAGUUGGGUCUGAUGCCAAGAGGCACAUGUUGGCACGAGUGUCCAUUGUUAACUCUCAUGGUCAUGUGGUGUAUGACUCAUUUGUUGCACCACAGGAGAAAGUGGUGGAUUAUCGCACUCAUGUCAGUGGAAUUAGAUCUGAGAACUUGAAAAAUGCUCCAGAAUUCAAGACCGUUCAACUUGAAGUUUCAAAAAUUCUUAAGGAGAAAAUCCUAGUGGGACAUUCCUUGAAGAAUGACCUUGAGGUGCUGCUUCUUGAUCAUCCACGAAAAAAUAUACGAGAUACUGCUAAGUAUAAACCAUUCCAAAAAAUUGUUAAGACAAAAACCCCUUCACUUAAGAAACUUGCUAAGCAGUUACUGAAUAUCAGCAUUCAAGAAGGAGAACAUUCUUCUGUACAAGACGCGCAGGUAGCCAUGAAGCUUUACACUUUGCACAGAAAACAGUGGGAAAGACAAUUGCAUGAAGCUAGAGUAAAGCCAUCUAAGAAUGCACUUGUAAAUAAACUUGUUACUACAAGUCAUGAUAGAUAACAGAGCUACAAACAUGGUAAAACAGCAGUUCAUCAUGGGAUUGAUUGCUCAAUGGAAGCCACAGUGUCACCAAGUAACCUGAACCUCAUCAAGGUCAUUUUAUACUGGCGGAGGAGUAGUGCUGUUUUAGUGAAUUCAUUGAGUUUAUUCCUUGCAAGAUUAUUUUCAAGAAGUAUUCUAAAGGUGUCAGAAACUGGUUUUUGGGCACAGCAAGGUAUAACAAGAACCUCAGUUAUUUUAUUUGGAGGAGGAAGUGUGACCAAAACAUUCCAAGUGUCCUAAAGAGAAGUGUAGCUGUCUAUUUUACAAUAAGAUAGUCAAAGGUUGUUGAUCAUAAACUAGGGCACCAUUGACGAUCAAAACCAAAUUGUCUACACUUAAAGUAAGGAUUUCAAAUACAUUUGGAAAUAACCUUUUACAAUCUUAUAUGAUACAACACAGAACUAAUGCAAUGGUAACAUAGCAAAGUUUUAUUGUGUAUACAGUUUAAUUUUGUACUGAAUAGUUAGUAGAGCAGUUCAAAUUAAACUGUAAAUUUAAGCAAACUAAGAAAAAUGAAUUCAAAACAGAAUUCUACCAAAAAUAUUUAAUAACAUUUAACUCUAAGUAAAUAUCAGGGUAAAAAGCAAGGAAGGAUGGUCUGCUAUCUCUGAUAUUUUAUGUGUUAGAGUUGCCUGAUUACAAUGGGAGAUUGGGAGUACAAGUAAAGAAAUUACCCCAAUAGGUAAACAGUAGGGAAAAGAAUCCUUUAAAAGAACAGGUGUCAGGCUUGGACAGGUGACUAGUUAGAUGCUUGUGGUUGGAAGUGGUGCUUGGCUAGUAUUUGUGAGGUAGGGGUUUCUUUUCAGCAUUUUUUUUUUUGAACCUCAGUUGCAAGGAUCAUUCAUCUCUGUACUUGUGUAUAAUGUGUCACAGCUCCAACAUCCUCCCUGGGCAACCCUAUAGGCAUUUGAACUUUUUGAAGAUUGGUUUGUUCAAAUGCCAGCACCCCCAGGCCUUACCCAAGUGCAGAAUUUAAUGAUCACUGUUUUUUUUUGUGUCAAAAGGAAAAAUCAGGUACGGUGACUUUGUACUCAUUGAGCAGCAAAUGAUUUGACUAUCCAAGUUUUAAACUACACCUGGUGGACCUAUUCUUCUGAGCCAUCAGCUCGUGAAAGAGAGCUCUUUACCAACCUACAUGUUACAAAAAGAUAAACUCGCAUGUUCCACAGGAAAUGACUGGACAGUUCCCGUUAAAAUUCCCAACCCACCAUGGCAGGGUUGGAAUCCUCCAUCCCAAGGGCACAGACGACUGUUAAAUGCCCAUGGUUUUCCCAGUGGAAUGGGGGAUGUUGAAACUUCAAUUGUUUGGUUUGUAACCUGUAGGGAGGAAGAUGACUUUUUUCAUUAUAAAAUUGCGGGAACUAUUUCUAUUUAACUUUUUUCCGUUUUCGCCCCUUGUUGGUUUGUUUGUUUGUAAAGAGGCAUGAAUAGAAGUACGAUAAGAGGUACUUGCGUGAUCGCGUGACGCUUGGGAUCUUGUCUAGUUGCUGGUCACGAAAUGUUCCCCUUCCAGCCACAUGCUUCAAAGAGCUCAAUAGACACCGCGUGACACGUAACGUGAAAACAAAGCCAAUUUUAGGGGUAGAUUCGUGUGAGAUUUUUCGCGAACUUACUGUUCGCAGACAAAACUGACGGUGGUUGCUUUUCAGCGAAGAGUUGAUCUCUCCACCAAGUGAACCUUCUGCAACCGUUACUCUUUCGCUGUUGAAUUCCUGAAUAUAUUUUACAAGUUCCGCUUAAUCGCAGAACGAUUCAAGUUGAGGUAUGCUCUGAGAACGUUAGUAUCUUUGAGCUUAUGUCGGGAAGUUUUGUUUGGCGAUCAAAUGCAAACUGCAGCGCUUGAAAAAUCUGUUGAAUUCGUAAUAAGUCGUAAUAGAUUGCACGGUAAGAUAGGAAAUGGAAAGACGCGACCUGUCAUGGCGGCUUGGUCGGGAUGAAAUAAACAGAAAGUUGAGUUUACUUGUACUAACUUUUCUCAGUACAUUUCAAAGUAACUAGUGUAUUUUUUUAGUGUACAGUCAG